AUGGCACAGUUCCAGAUCCUCUCAGAUCUGCACCUCGAGAAUCCCCAAGCAUAUGACCAAUUCGAGAUCACACCAACCGCGCCGUACCUGGCGCUGCUGGGCGACAUCGGCAACGUCCAAGACGACGGCUACCUCCGCUUCCUCGAAGCGCAGCUCCUCAAGUUCCAGAUCGUCUUCCUGGUCCUGGGCAACCACGAGCCCUUCGAAGCCAGUUGGCCGGCCACGCGCGAACGGCUGGAGCGAUUCUCCGACAAGAUCAACAACCACAACCACAACCACAACCACAACCACAACCACAACCACAACCACAACCACAACCACAACCAGCGCCGCAAGACCUCCACAUCAACCGAGCAGCAGCUGGGGGAAUUCGUCCUCCUCGACCGCACGCGGUACCAUCUGUCGCCCGAGGUGACCAUCCUGGGCUGUACGUUCCACUCGCGCGUGAGCGACGCCCAGGAAGAUCACGUCAGCGAGGCCCUGAACGACUUCCACCACAUCCGCGACUGGACGGUCGAGCAGCAUCGCGCGGCCCACGAGGCCGAGCGCGCCUGGCUCAACGACCAGGUCACCGACAUCGCACGGGCCGACCCUCACCACAAGAUCGUCAUCUUCAGCCAUCACAGCCCGACCGUCGCCGCGGUCGCCGUCGACCCGCGUUACGCCCACAGCCCGAUCACCACGGCGUUCGCGACGGACCUCGUCGGGGACCCGUGCUGGGAGCGACCGCAGGUGCGGCUGUGGGCGUUCGGCCACACGCACUACAACUGCGACUUUACGGAUGAUCGGUCCGGGAAGCGCAUCGUCGCGAACCAGCGAGGGUACGCGUUUGCGCAGUCGGUGGCUUUUAAUCCGACCAAGGUUAUCUCGCGAGUAUUGCGGCCUUUGUCCCGCACGGCUGCGUCCGCCCGCUUCGCCGCCACAAGACAGUCGGUGCGCACCAGAAUCGUUCCUAGCAGCACGCAAGCAUUCUCGACGACGUCCCGGCGGCGGGACGUGGACCUCUCGGGGUUGACGCCGACGCCGAUCACGUACCUCUCGGAGACGGAGACGCUGAUGGCGGAGACGGUGUCGAAGUUCGCGGGGGAGCAGAUCAGCCCGAAGGUGCGGGCGAUGGACGAGGCGGAGACGAUGGACGCGGGGGUGGUGGAGCAGCUGUUCGAGCAGGGGCUGAUGGGGAUCGAGGUGCCGGAGGAGUACGGCGGGGCGGGGAUGAACUUCACGGCGGCGAUCGUGGCGAUCGAGGAGCUGGCGCGGGUCGACCCCAGCGUCAGCGUGCUGGUGGACGUGCACAACACGCUGGUCAACACGGCGAUCCUGAAGUACGGCGACGCCCAGGCCCGGCGCACCUGGCUGCCGCGCCUGGCCACCGGCACCGUGGGCUCGUUCUGUCUGUCCGAGCCGGCCUCGGGCUCCGACGCCUUCGCCCUGCAGACCAAGGCCGAGCGCACCGCCGACGGCUACCGGCUCAAUGGCUCCAAGAUGUGGAUCACCAACGCCAUGGAAUCUGGCAUCUUCAUUGUCUUCGCCAACCUCGACCCCAGCCAGGGCUACAAGGGUAUCACUGCCUUCGUCGUCGAGAAGGAUACCCCUGGCUUCUCCAUCGCGAAGAAGGAGAAAAAGCUCGGCAUCCGCGCCAGUAGUACCUGCGUGCUCAACUUCGAUGACCUCGUCAUCCCCAAGAGUAACCUGCUCGGUGAGGAGGGCCAGGGCUACAAGUACGCCAUCAGCGUGCUGAACGAGGGUCGCAUCGGCAUUGCGGCUCAGAUGACCGGUCUGGCACUGGGUGCGUGGGAGAAUGCUGCCCAAUACGUCUGGAAUGACCGCCGCCAAUUCGGACAACUAAUCGGCACCUUUCAAGGCAUGCAGCACCAGCUCGCGCAAGCCUACACGGAGAUCGCCGCGGCGCGGGCACUGGUGUACAACGCGGCGCGGAAGAAGGAAGCGGGCCAGGACUUCGUGCACGACGCGGCGAUGGCCAAGCUGUAUGCAUCACAGGUGGCCGGGCGCGUGUCCAGCGCGGCCGUCGAGUGGAUGGGCGGCAUGGGCUUCGUGCGCGAGGGCAUCGCCGAGAAGAUGUUCCGCGACAGCAAGAUCGGCGCCAUCUACGAGGGGACCAGCAAUAUCCAGCUGCAGACCAUUGCGAAGUUGUUGCAGAAGCAGUAUACUCGUUAA
This is a messenger RNA of Aspergillus homomorphus CBS 101889, 2175 nucleotides long. Its product is annotated as acyl-CoA dehydrogenase mitochondrial precursor. Gene Ontology annotation, molecular function: flavin adenine dinucleotide binding; hydrolase activity; acyl-CoA dehydrogenase activity. The record is from RefSeq and is a predicted model, not a curated record. Gene Ontology annotation, cellular component: mitochondrion. NCBI's taxonomy places the organism in Eukaryota, Fungi, Ascomycota, Eurotiomycetes, Eurotiales, Aspergillaceae. The transcript has 4 exons. The coding region runs from base 1 to 2175 and encodes 724 amino acids.